CCCUUGCCAAUCUGCCUUGCUAGAUUUGUUUUGAUCGGAGCUGCGUCAAGUGAAGUAGUCAUUGAGCCUAUUAACAGGCGCAUCGCUUCUUUUGCCCUGUCUGCAAGCCUCAUCUGAAGAUAUCCUAUAAACAGGUCCCAGUCCGUCCAGACUGUACACAGCGUGUCGGGCGAGGCGUAUAGAUAGUCAUUGCAGCGCCAGCCUUGCACGUCUGUCUGAUCUUAACCCUAAUUCUGCUUUUUCCCACCAUGCACCUGCGUACAGAUGACGAGUAUCUUGCCCACGUUCAAGUCUUUUUGAUGCCUGACCUGCGGUUUCCUGAAGGGUAGUAUGCCUUAUGGCGUUCUUGGAGAUCCUUCAUUGGUGUCGCUUGCAGGUUUCUUGUAGCCCCAGGGGUCGGGCGUAGAGCAGGGCUGCAAGGCAAUCAACGACAUCACACGCUCGUUUUGAGGAUAUAAUAAGCACAUUCCCUUCUUACAGCCGUCAACUGCUGCGUCUCUGUCCACCGUUCUACCUAAUCUUUUCCCUACUCCUCGAAUCGGUAGAUCUCCAGGCUAGUAUAGAUCUCUCAGCCAUGGAUCAAGCGGCGUUGCAAUUUGAAACGAACGCUGGAUCGUCUGGAAGGACGAGUUGCUCCAACGACAUCCGGAAAGAGUAAGUAACUUCCGGCCCAACUUAUCAACGCAUUUUCCUGGUACCAAACUGUCGAGUUCUGGAUCUCUGGUUAAGCACAAAUCAAUUUCGACAAAUCCUCACUUCCAUUCCAGGCGUUCUUGGAUGAUAUCGAGCUACUAUCGCUGGCCAAUAACCGGUCUAUAGGCUUUGGUGGGUCCCUUGACGACCCGAUAUUCGCGUCACCAGGCGCCAAUUCCAAAUCUUGGAAGUCGAACUUGGAUCAAUGAUUCCGAUUCAAUAUAUAUUGACCAUUACUCCGCGGUCGAAGAUCACCGCACCUUGAGUCCUCGAGGCUGGUCUACUUCGGUGCUUUCAAGCAAAACCAAGUAUGUAUCACGUCAUUUUGAUAUUCAGGCCAUGAUUUUUGGAAUAUUCCUUUUCAGACAUGAGUGAACAGUUUACCUAAGACUGUUUAUUGGUCGGCGUUCCAAUCGGAUAUCUACAACGUACAAUACUGCCACUGAUGUGGCGUCUGAUAUCCAAAUCUGGAAGUCAUUAUGACGAAAUCAUGCUAUUCGAAUCGCAUUGGACGGAGACAUGGAUCUCACAAACAACCUCUCAUUCUGUAAUCGCGGUGACUUGCAUUCGGGACUGAAUACUAACGUGUUUGGGUGGUUAGUGAAUCGCCAUGGGUAUCAAAGAACAAGUUUCCAGAAAUGACAUCUUUUGGAAUCGAAUAUGCGCCAAAUUUGCUAGGCGAAAAUCUCGACCCCCACGAGAUAGGCCUGCAAACUUUUUGGACCGAUGGAGAUGCAACAAACGAGCCUGUUGGAGAUCUAUGGGCUUUGCUUGGAACAAGCGACGGUACACAAAGCCUCGCUGAGCAUUGGUAUAAAUGUCUCCUGGACCUCCAAAAACGUUGCCUACGGCCAUAUAGCGCAUUUCUGGGAUCUGUCAGGGAACAAAUGGCCGGGUCGAAUUUGGCUGACUCAUAACAGGACGGAGCAGCUCUCGACGACUACCCUACAUCCCCAAUCGAGCAACGACAUGUCACCGGCGACACCCAGAACCUGUCAGUGGGCUGGCUGUCCCGACAAAAGAGUCUUUCGGCAAGAAUCUGCUUUUCGAAGGCAUAUGAAUAAACACGAAAGACCCUAUAAAUGCACUACAUCAAAUUGUAAGGCAAGAGAGUUCACAAAUCCGGGUGAUCUCAAGAGACAUCAACGUACCGUUCACUCAAAGGGCGCGUUCUUCUGCCCAAUUUCUUCCUGCAAACGGCAUGCAAGAGGUUUUGGAAGGAAGGAUAAUAGAGAUGAGCACUUGAAACGGGUACAUUCUCAAGACGUUCCACCGACUUCAGACUCACCGGAGAGUCAGACACCGGACAGUGAAGGAGAUAUUCGAGAAGCUGGUAUAUCAGUGACAGAUGAGAUCGUUCUUGGUGUGAGUGUAGAAGGGUUGCAGCGAAGAACUCCUUCGCUCACCGCCAGUAAGCUUCCAUGGGUUGCAAAAUUGCAAGAGCUCAAAGGUGCAAAAGCUGCUGCUAUUGCGAAGGUGAAUUCGAGAUUUGAUAAGGAUAUCGAAGCUCUGGAGCGUGUGCUGUCUCUUUCGUGAAUCUUGUCUUCUGAUUGCAUUUUAUGGCAGUGUAAACAAACUUAAGCGAGACAGACUCUAUCCAUCAAAAUGAAAGUAUUUUUCGCACCAUACCAUUACUACCUCCACAUCACGCCUCAUACCUCCCUCUAUGAUUCCAAAAGAAUGCCACAACGAUAAUAUUGUGUAACAGCUUCAAC
This is a messenger RNA of Cadophora gregata, 2408 nucleotides long. RefSeq lists its product as uncharacterized. The transcript has 4 exons. Gene Ontology annotation, biological process: regulation of transcription by RNA polymerase II. Bases 1420 to 2229 code for a protein of 269 amino acids. The record is from RefSeq and is a predicted model, not a curated record. NCBI's taxonomy places the organism in Eukaryota, Fungi, Ascomycota, Leotiomycetes, Helotiales, Ploettnerulaceae. Gene Ontology annotation, cellular component: nucleus.